AUGGCUGACGUUAGUUGUGUGGGUAACGUUUAUAAUGAACCAAAUAGUAUUAAAUUACCCGAAUACAUGGAAAUGUUUUGUAAUUUACACAACGGGAAAAGAUUCGCCAUCGAUAUAGGUUGUUCUCUUACUAAAAUCGCAUAUUAUUCAACAACCAAACAUAAGCAAUCGUGUUUUAAUCAUAGGAAAAAAAAUAUAAAUAAAUUAAAUGUGACCAAUGGUGUGAACACAGGAAGCCUUACUAAUGACUAUUCGAAAAUAAAUAAUAAUUGGGAAAAUAAUUGUGAAACAAGCAAUACUAUAAGAAAUAUAAUUACAGAUGAUAGUGAUAAUGUUAUUGAUAGUUGCAUUAACGAUUCGACUAGUCAAAUGUGUAACCAAAAAUAUUGUGAAAUUGAACAAAUGUCUCGUUUACACUUUUUAAAAUUUCAAACAAAAUAUUUAGAAAAUUGUUUAGAUUUUAUAGAGAAUCACAUUGUCGGAAACAAAGAGCUUGUCAAAGGGAAUACUAUUAAAGUGACAGGAGGAGGAGUUUGUAAAUAUGCCAGUUGUAUAAAGGAAAAAUUAGGAGUUUUAAUAGAUAAAGAAGAUGAAAUGUACUGUUUAAUAAAAGGAACAAAUUUUUUAUUGAAAAAUGUAUCGAAAGAAGCAUUUAGUUUCGAACAAAAUGGAAAACCCGAAUAUAUUUUUCAAAACAUCGAUUCCAAUCUUUAUCCUUAUCUUCUUGUUAAUAUCGGAUCAGGUGUGUCAAUCAUAAAAGUAACUGGAGAAGAAUGUUAUGAAAGAAUCGGGGGUUUGUCAACAGGCGGAGCAACUUUUUGGGGUUUAGGUAGUUUAUUAACAUCUGCAAAAGAAUAUGAUGACCUUUUGGAAUUGGCAGCGAAAGGGGAUUAUGAAAAAGUAGAUAUAUUGGUUAGGGAUAUAUUUGGUGGUGAUUACACAUCUGCUGGAUUAUCCGGUGAUUUGAUUGCUGCCAGUUUUGGAAAAAUAAAUGUUAAUAAUGGUGAAUCUAGUCAAAAAAAAUUUUCCGAAGCCGACAUAGCAAGAAGUUUAUUGUUUACCGUCCUAAAUAGCAUAGGACAAGUUGCGUCCUUGUAUGCAUUAAUGCAUAACGUAGACAAGGUUUAUUUCGGCGGUUAUUUUUUAUGUAAUAAUGCAUUAAACAUGGACGUCCUUUCACGUUCCGUCAAUUAUUGGAGCGACAAUAAAAUAAAACCUUUAUUCUUGCGUCACGAAGGUUAUUUGGGAACAGUUGGUGCCUUUCUUAAGGGUACCGAACAAUGGGGAAAAGAAACCAGUUCAGGUGUUUCGCGCGAGAGAAAAAUGUCUGCUGGUUGUGGUAAUUUCGGAAACGGAAAUGGAAACAUCAAUGAGUCCGACGGUGAUUUUUCCGUUUGUCCAUUUUUAUUGAAUCCGCACACGUAUUGUCCAGACGUUGUUAACUUGGUUCAAGAUGAAGAGGCGAGGGAGUACUGGUUAAAAUGUUUCGAGGGGACCGUUGAAAAAAUAACAAUAAAAGCCAUCGAAAGUCAAAAAAAUAAUUCGACAGCAAUAAAGAGGGCGAAUAGUUUUAAAGAAAAAUUAUUGAAUAGACUGAAAGAGUUAAAAACGAAUCCCACACUUUAUGGAUCGUUAACGGUUCGAAGCAUUUUAGAAACGAUACAACAAUUUUUACACGACUACGAAUUUCCCGAUCCGUACCUGACUCAAAAAGAAAUGGAAAAUAAAGAAGCAUUGACACUUUUUGCUAAUCACAUCGAACAAUUGGAUCGUUUAGACGAAACGACGAGAAAUAAAAAAUUAAUAUGGUACCUCAUCGCCGGUAACAUGUUCGAUUGGGGAGCCAAAGAAAUUUCUGCCUUGUUGGAAAAGGAUAAUUUCGGAUUCGAGGAUGCUCUUAGUAAAAUUCCAAAACGUCCCUGGUUAAUCGAUUCACUCGACGAAUGGAGCAAAAGACUCGAAGGUGUACCACAUAAAUGUGCCGUUAUAUUUGUAGAUAAUUCUGGUUUAGAUAUAAUACUUGGGAUAUUUCCAUUCGUGAGGGAACUUCUUCGACGUGGAACGGAAGUAAUUCUUUGUUCGAAUUCGAGUCCCGCGUUAAACGACGUCAUACAUAGCGAAUUAUUAGUUUUGUUAAAUUCAGUAAAAAAAAUAUGUCCGAUAAUAAGAGAAGCAGAAGAAAAAGGAUUUUUGAUUGCGAUGGAAAGUGGACAGACGGGACCAUGUUUGGAUUUGAGCCGUUUGAAAAAAAAUUUAUGCGAGGAAAUGAUAAGAAGAAAAGCGGAUUUGAUUGUCAUAGAAGGAAUGGGAAGGUCGGUUCAUACAAAUUUAAAUACAAAUUUCAAAUGCGAAAGUCUGAAAGUGGCUGUGAUUAAAAAUCAAUGGUUGGCUAAAAGAUUAGGUGGAAAUAUGUUUUCCGUAUUAUGUCAAUAUAAAAAUAAUUUAAUUUCUUAA
Molecule: messenger RNA, 2454 nt
Organism: Pediculus humanus corporis (human body louse)
Lineage: Eukaryota; Metazoa; Arthropoda; Insecta; Psocodea; Pediculidae
Product: Pantothenate kinase, putative
Exons: 13
Coding region: 1-2454 (817 amino acids)
Biological process (GO): coenzyme A biosynthetic process
Cellular component (GO): nucleus; cytosol
Molecular function (GO): ATP binding; pantothenate kinase activity
Source: RefSeq, a predicted model, not a curated record